Theobroma cacao (cacao) is the source of this 1710-nucleotide messenger RNA. Its product is annotated as protein PIN-LIKES 3-like. The record is from RefSeq and is a predicted model, not a curated record. Gene Ontology annotation, biological process: endoplasmic reticulum to cytosol auxin transport. Gene Ontology annotation, cellular component: membrane. Lineage: Eukaryota; Viridiplantae; Streptophyta; Magnoliopsida; Malvales; Malvaceae.
UCAGUGAGUUCAUACCAUAAAAAGAGGAAGAAGAGAAAAGAGUUGAGAAAUUUCUUGGUUCCUGGAUGUGCACAUUAAGAUUAGCUUGAGUUUGAGCUUGAUCAAAGCUGUCAGAGGGUGUGUUUACUUCCUAUAACAGAAUCUGUUUUGCUGCUCGAAGUAUUGAGACUCCCUGUCAAGUUUCACAGCAAAGUUCGGCAAUGGGAUUUCUGGAUCUGUUUGUUGUGGCAGUGAUGCCAGUUCUAAAAGUAUUAUUGGUAACUGGUGUUGGCUUGUUUCUUGCUACGGAUGGCAUAAAUCUCUUGGGGCCAGAGGCAAGGAACUACUUGAACAAAAUUGUAUUCUAUCUGUUUGGUCCUUCGCUUGUGGUCAGCAACUUGGCAGAGACUGUCACUUUGGAAAGUUUGGUUACCAUGUGGUUCAUGCCAGUGAAUAUUUUUCUAACAUUCAUUAUUGGCUCAGCACUUGGUUGGAUUCUCAUAAAAAUCACUAAAACUCCCGAACACCUUCGAGGAAUGGUCAUUGGUUGUUGUUCUGCAGGAAACUUGGGAAACUUGCUUCUCAUUAUUGUUCCAGCUGUGUGCACAGAGUCAAAUACUCCAUUUGGAGAUUCUUGCUCCACAUAUGCAGAGGCUUAUGCUUCACUAUCUAUGGCGGUAGGAGCCAUUUUUAUAUGGUCAUAUGCAUAUCCUUUUGUGUAUGCUUAUGCUAGUAAGAGCAUGGAACAAAACUCUUCGGAAGGGGCCCCUCAAUCAUUUCCAGACAGUUGCACGGAAGCAUUACUACCGUCAAGGGAUUGCAGUAAUUCUGAAGACUACUCAGGGCAAGGUGUACUGCCUCUAACCAACUCUGAUAAAAGAAUAAAGAUGUCAGUUGUGAAGAAGACUGUUGAGAGCAUCAAGAUUAUUAUGGGGAAGAUCGACCUGAAGAGGGUGUUUGCACCAUCAGCAAUUGCAGCGGUUGUUGGGUUUAUCAUUGGGACAAUCUCUCCAAUCCGAAAAGUACUAAUUGGUGACAAUGCUCCUCUUCAUGUAAUUGAUACUUCUGUAUCUUUGAUAGCGGAGGCAGCCAUUCCAUGUAUGACCUUGAUAAUGGGGGCAAACCUUCUUAAAGGUCUAAAAAGAUCAGAGGUGAGCAUGUUGGUGAUUAUAGGGAUUGUAGCAGUGAGAAACAUAUUCUUGCCUCUGUCGGGGAUCGGCGUUGUUAAAGCUGCACACCAUUUUGGCAUGGUUGGAUCAGAUUCCUUAUAUCGGUUUGUUCUUAUGCUUCAGUAUGCUGUUCCACCUGCAAUGAGUGUAGGUACAAUGACUCAAUUAUUUCAGAGUGGUCAGGGUGAAAGCUCUAUGAUUAUGCUAUGGACUUAUGCUGUGGCUUCCAUCUCCCUCACGCUUUGGUCAAUGUUAUUCAUGUGGCUUCUGUCUUGAUUUGUUGCUCAAGUUUAUUUCUUUGUCUCCAGCUUAUGCCAACACAAAAGCAUCUGCAACGAGGUUAUCCAUGAUACAUAUUUUACACCACCAGGCUCUUCUGCCUACCAAAUUGGGCAUCUCUUACUAAAUUUUGUUUGACACAGAUCCCCUUUCUUUUUGUAGUGUAAACAAUUUUUUGACAAGCUCUAAUUAAAAUUUCACUAAAUAUUAAGACUUUUGUUUGUUAUGUAGUAAUUGUCACAAGCAAAUUAUAUAAAGCAACGAUGUGAACUUGUAUUUUUUU